This is a messenger RNA of Pterocles gutturalis (yellow-throated sandgrouse), 2664 nucleotides long. RefSeq names its product oxysterol binding protein-like 3 (gene OSBPL3). The transcript is spliced from 22 exons. The record is from RefSeq and is a predicted model, not a curated record. Gene Ontology annotation, cellular component: plasma membrane; perinuclear endoplasmic reticulum; intracellular membrane-bounded organelle. The coding region runs from base 1 to 2664 and encodes 887 amino acids. Gene Ontology annotation, molecular function: cholesterol binding. Lineage: Eukaryota; Metazoa; Chordata; Aves; Pterocliformes; Pteroclidae.
AUGAGUGAAGAAAAAAGCUUUGGUGUAUCCCAGAAAAUGCUGUCUCCUUCAAGAAGUACUAGCAGCUGCUCCUCCAAGCAGGGAAGUCGGCAGGACAGCUGGGAAAUUGUAGAAGGACUUCGGGGAGCAAUGAAUUGUACCCAGGAGCCACAGAAGCAGGAGGGCUACUUGCUGAAAAAGAGGAAAUGGCCUUUGAAGGGCUGGCACAAGAGAUACUUCUUUUUGGACAGAGGGAUUUUGAAGUAUUCGAAAUGCCAAGCUGAUAUAGAGAGAGGGAAGCUUCAUGGCUGUAUUGAUGUUGGACUUUCUGUCAUGUCUGUAAAGAAAUCAACAAAAUGUAUAGAUUUGGAUACAGAAGAGCAGAUAUACCACCUGAAGGUGAAAUCUCAGGAGCUGUUCGAUGAAUGGGUAGCAAAACUUCGUCAUCACAGAAUGUACCGUCAGAAUGAAAUCUCCAUGUUUCCUCAUGAUGUCAAUCUUUUCUUCCCUGGGUCUACUACUGCAGACUCUGUCCCUGGUUUCUGUGAUUCUGCUCUGGGUAGAAAGGCAGGCAGCUUGACCAAACAGAGUUCAUUGUCAGCUGGAGGUAACUUGUCAUUUUCCUUUUCGAGUAAUGAAUCCAGAAUUUCAUCUUGGCUACAGUCUUCUGAAGACAUGGAAAAAUGCUCAAGAGACCUCUCCAACUGUCACGCACAUUUACUGGAAAUGAACCAGCUGUUACAGAGCAUGGAUGUUCUUCACAGGACAUAUUCAGCACCUGCUAUAAAUGCUAUGCAGGUUGGACCUUUUGAAAGCCCAAAGAAGGAAAAGAGAACACACAGGAGGUGGCGAUCCAGAGUUGUUGGGAAAGAGGCUAAAGGAAUGUUACAGGUGCCUUCAGUAUUUUCUGCCCCUAUGAGACUGCAUGCUUCCAAUCCGAAUUUAUCUACAAUAGAUUUUGUAGAGGAGAAAAAUUACUCCGAUGGCUCUGAAACAUCAUCAGACUUUACUAAAAUGCAAGAGGACUUAUUUCACAUUGCACAUAAAGUUUACUUCACCUUGAGGUCAGCUUUCAGCACCAUAUCUACAGAGAAAGAAAAGCUGAAGCAGAUGCUGGAGCAUGAUGCAUCCUCAUCUCCAUCUGCACAAAUAGUUGGCUUGAAGAAUGCCCUGACAUCCGCAAUAGCACAAAACACAGACCUUAAAGACCGGUUACGCAGAAUACAUGCCGAAUCUAUGAUCCUUGAUUCAGCAUCUAAUGCAAAAUCAAGUCCAGAUUUGGUGAAGGAAAAUUCAAGAGAAGAAAGCAGAAGUCUGGUUCACCAGAUGUCCAAUGAAAGCAGACUGUCUAUAGCAGACUCUCUCACAGAAUUUUUUGAUGCACAGGAAGUCCUACUGUCUGCUAGCUCUUCGGAAAAUGAGGUAUCAGAUGAUGACUCAUAUGUAAGUGAUAUCAGUGAUAAUGCCUCAGAAGAUAACCUAAGCAAUGACAUGGAGAAUGAAAGACAAACUUUAGACUGUAUUUCGGAAAGUGGAAUUGGAUGCAAUUCAAAACGGAGAACAUGUUUACCAGCUCCAUGUCCUAAUACAAGUAACAUCAGCCUGUGGAAUAUCCUGAGAAAUAACAUAGGAAAGGAUCUCUCCAAAGUGGCCAUGCCUGUUGAAUUAAAUGAGCCACUUAACACCCUUCAGCGUCUCUGUGAGGAGCUAGAGUACAGCGAACUACUAGAUAAAGCAGCACAUACGCCUAACUCAUUUGAACGGAUGGUGUAUAUAGCUGCAUUUGCAGUCUCUGCUUAUGCAUCCAGUUACUACCGAGCUGGAAGUAAGCCAUUUAAUCCUGUGCUUGGAGAAACCUAUGAAUGUAUUCGUGAAGAUAAGGGUUUCCAGUUCUUUGCAGAACAGGUCAGUCACCAUCCACCUAUUUCUGCAUGCCAUGCUGAAUCUGUGAAUUUUGCUUUUUGGCAAGAUGUAAGAUGGAAAAACAAAUUCUGGGGAAAGUCCAUGGAAAUUGUUCCAGUUGGUACAACACAUGUAACUCUCCCGGCUUUUAAAGACCAUUUUGCGUGGAACAAGGUGACAUCUUGCAUCCAUAACAUCUUAAGUGGGCAAAGAUGGAUUGAACACUACGGAGAAAUCAUCAUCAAAAAUCUUAAUGAUGACACUUGCCACUGCAAACUGACUUUCAUAAAGGCAAAGUACUGGAAUCCAAAUGCACAUGAGAUUGAAGGUGGUGUCAUGGAUAAAUCUGGGAACGUUGUGCAUCGACUCUUUGGGAAGUGGCAUGAGAGUUUAUACUGUGGGACAACUUCAUCUUCAAACUGCAUAUGGAGAGCAAAUCCAAUGCCAAAAGAUUAUGAACAGUGGUAUGGAUUCACUCAAUUUGCACUGGAGUUAAAUGAACUGGAUCUACAAACAAGGUCACUGCUCCCAUCCACUGAUACACGUUUUAGGCCAGACCAAAGGUUUCUAGAAGAAGGGAAUAUUGAAGGAGCUGAAAUGCAAAAGCAGAGAAUUGAGCAGCUACAAAGAGAACGAAGGAAGGUGCUGGAAGAAAACAAUCUAGAGCAUCAGCCUAGAUUUUUCAGGAAAUCUAGUGAUGACUCCUGGGUGAGCAAUGGAACCUACAUGGACCUUAGAAAAGAACCUGGAUUUUCCAAACUGGACAAUCCUGUCCUCUGGUGA